Messenger RNA from Zingiber officinale, 360 nucleotides. RefSeq lists its product as uncharacterized. The coding region runs from base 1 to 360 and encodes 119 amino acids. NCBI's taxonomy places the organism in Eukaryota, Viridiplantae, Streptophyta, Magnoliopsida, Zingiberales, Zingiberaceae. The record is from RefSeq and is a predicted model, not a curated record. The transcript has a single exon. Gene Ontology annotation, molecular function: zinc ion binding; nucleic acid binding.
AUGUCUGAGGGUAUGCUAGUGCAUUUCGUCUUGAUGUCUCUGUCUGCACGGUUUACUCCUUUUAAGAUAUCAUAUAAUACUCAAAAAGAAAAGUGGGCAUUGAAUGAGCUUAUUGCCCAAUGCGUGCAAGAGGAGGGGAGACUAAAGAUUGAGACAUCUGAGAGUGCUCACUUAGCAUCUGAUUCUCAAAGUAUGAGCAAGAAACGAAAGAGGAUCAAUAGCAAAGGAAAAGGAAAACAAAUUGCAGAUUCUGGAGGCAAUGUCCAUAAGAAGCACAAGAAGCAGGAUAAUGAAUCCACUUGUUUCUUUUGCAAGAAGCAAGGUCAUAUGAAGAAAGACUGCCUCAAGUACGCCAACUGA